Molecule: messenger RNA, 6480 nt
Organism: Talaromyces amestolkiae
Lineage: Eukaryota; Fungi; Ascomycota; Eurotiomycetes; Eurotiales; Trichocomaceae
Exons: 13
Coding region: 1-6480 (2159 amino acids)
Biological process (GO): carbohydrate metabolic process
Molecular function (GO): hydrolase activity, hydrolyzing O-glycosyl compounds; chitin binding
Source: RefSeq, a predicted model, not a curated record
AUGAUGUAUUACGCGCGGUUUAUUCUUCCUCUUCUCCUUCUCGCACCCGUCUGUGUUCUAGGAGAUGAUCAAGUCAAUGGCUCUCUUCCCUUGCGCUCGACUAGCAUAAAAAACCUCGGUGGAAUCUACGGUUCAGUUGGCUCAUACUACAAUGCGACCGCGCAGAUCAAAUUGACGCCUCUCAUCGGCAUGUAUCCUAAUGUAUCGGUUUGCUCGAACCUUGAAGGGCGCAACAUCACUGCUGAAUUCCCGGCCAGACUCGCCGUGACAGAGAGAGGAUCGUACAAUGAGGGUCAGAACCCUGUCAAUACCCUUCUAGCUCUUUGGGCUUCGGGGUACAAUUUCUCUUCUAUGGUAGCUUGGCCGGAUGAGUUUGAAGCUGUGUAUGAUUCCGUAUGGCGUCUCGAAUCUUCACCAGCGGUCCAUUGGGUUGAUCCUGAAGAGUCCGCAGUGAUCAGCGAAGCAGGAAAUCCUCCGCCCUACCAUGAUUACUUUAAUUUGUCCUUGGAAAGCACCACACAAGCGCCAUAUAACCUCAAUGGUCAAUUCAGCAAUGCCACCAAUGUCUUUUAUGCUCUUUUCGAUCUCACUUUAAACGAGUCUUCCUGUAGCUCUGCAACAGCAACCGACGAGUAUUCCAUUUCGCUUGUCAACAGUCCCUCGGCAAACACUGAAGGAUGGAACUGGACAUCUCCCACAGUGGAGUUGCAAUUCGACAGUCGAACAGCAAAUUAUACGUUGGACGGAUAUUUUACCGCCGUAGCACAACAGUUCUCAAAUGGCACUGGUAUCUUAAAAUCGCCUUUGAAUUGGGUCCAAGGUAAAAUCCGCAUAACGUUUUCCGGCAUCAUUGACGUUUAUCAUUCGGAUGUGCUGGUGAACAACAGUGCAAUCCCGACUUGGCUACCGACAGUUGGGUUCAAUAACAACUCCAUGAACAUAGACUAUACUGAGCAGAGCCUCUCGGAGAAUCGCCUGUAUCCCAACUGCGGCUGGGUUGAAGGCACCGCUGGCUUAAGCUGUGCGGAUGUUGAGGAGACCUACUAUAUCACCGAAUCCGAAUUUGAGAGCUGGAAUCCACUUAUUGCUUCAACUGGCUCUUGCGCUCUUACUUCAGGUUUCUAUUACUGCGUGCAAAUCGACUACGAAAGUACAGGACCAACCACAUCUCUGUCCUCGUCAUCUUCAGUCACUACAUCUGUUGCUACAACAUUGUAUACAACCACGUUAGCCACGACGACUACUGGAGAUGGCAUUUCAACCCCGACGCCUUAUCAAACAGGGAUGGCAUCAAAUUGCGAUAAAUUUUAUUUAGUUGUUAGUGGUGAUCAAUGUGGUACCAUAGCGACAAGUGAAGGAAUCACCCUCGCUGAUUUCUACGCUUGGAACCCAGCAGUGGGAACGAGCUGCGAGUAUCUAGACCUAGGUGACUACGUCUGUGUUGACGUUAUUGGAUCCACGCCAACUCCUACUACUAUGAUUAUAUCAACAUCGAUGACCACUACAGGGGAUGGGAUCAUAGUCAGCGGAGAUGAGUGCGCUGCUAUUACCACCGAGUACGGCAUCUCCCUAACUGAAUUUUAUGACUGGAACCCCGCGGUUGGCACGAGUUGUGAGUACCUAGAUUUGGGUGACUAUGUCUGUGUCGACGUUAUUGGAACGACCGCAGUCGCUAGCACAACAGUAACUCCCACUAGCACCGGCAAUGGGAUCACAACGCCUACACCUUAUCAAACAGGCAUAGCCACAAAUUGUGACAACUUUCAUUUUGUCGUCAAUGGGGAUGAAUGUGCCGCUAUAGCCACAGAGUACGGCAUCUCUCUGACUCAAUUUUACGAUUGGAACCCAGCAUCCUACCGGCUCCACCUCAGUAUAUCUCAACAUGCGGUUUUCCUGGAUUUUCACACGACGCGGUCUCAACUGUACUGGUCUCUUACACAUCCGGCAGCCCUUAUGUCGAAAGCGCUGCUGCUUGUGGAGCGCAAUGCCUCGCUACAUCUGGAUGCACUAAUAUUUACUUCAUCGAAGGAAGUUAUUGCAAUCUGCAUCAAGGGGAAAGCAGUUUUCAAGAAAGCACUGCGAGUGGCUAUUAUCUGCAGUAAAGAGAUUUUGCGCAGGAAAGUAGUUAGGAAACCUCAUUUCAUUCCUUCACAAGCGUUUUUUGAUCGUCUUCCCAUGCACCUGAGAUACUGGCUCACGGCCACGUCGGUCAGCCUGGCCCCUAUAGCCAUGGCAUUCCCAUCCGAGCUUGAUCAAUAUCUAGCAAAGCAUCCCAUCUCUACCGUGACACGACUGUCUGCCGCUAGCAGUCCAACGACGCAAGUGAGUGGUGUGUUACAGUCAAACCCAGCACUUGUCCAUGCUAGUCGAAACCGUUGCCCUAUCAAUUGUGGUGAAAGUGGAAAAAAUCCUAGCAAUUGGACGGUUUACCACGGUGUCGACAGGUUGGCUUGGUGCAAUGAGACAAUGCUUCUUGACUUUGCUGUAUACAACGAAUUGGCGGAUCCUGGGACUCAUACAAAAAUUCGUGCUUGCACCGUCGAUGAGGAAGGGGAGGCAGCAACUACCUCUGUCGCUUCCUGUUCUAGCAUCUCUAAUGGUUCAAGGCAGAAAACGAAUACUACCUUACAAUCUGCUUUCAGUGGCUCGACUUCUUCCUAUAAUCCCUUCAAUCUUUCGUCAAUUUUGGCUCAGUUGGAGGCAUAUACGACACACUCGGGCAUCUGUGACUCGGUAACUAAAUUUGCAAUCUUUGAAUCUAUAUACCUAGGCGUCUAUGUUGGAACAGAGAUUCAAAGUCAAGACCUCACCACAGCCUUGCUCAAGCAGGCAGUUUCCGCAUUGCAGGACUUGUUGUCUGCUGAAACUGCUUUGGUGCAGCUCUGUGGCACGGGUCCCAACAGUGCGUACACAUUUGGAAUAUUCGCUAGUACGCAGAGUUUAGGAGACGUCCAAGAUGCAGUGCAGACAUGGACGAACGGAAGUUGCAUCACCUCUUAUACCACUACUGCUCUUGGAGAUACGGUAUCACUAGAUGUACCAAUCACAGUUCACACAGCCAGCAACAUCUCCAAUGCUACACUCAGCUCUCGCUCUUUGCAGCCUCGAGCCAAUUGUUCCACCAUUCAAGUAGUUUCUGGGGACAGCUGCUCGUCUUUGGCAGCUGAAUGCGGUAUUACUGCAGCUGAAUUUACUGAAUACAAUCCUAGCUCGACUCUGUGCUCUACCUUAACAGCAGGGGAACAUGUGUGUUGUUCAUCGGGAACCCUCCCGAACUUUGCUCCUCAGCCAUAUGCCAACGGAACCUGCGCUACGUACUUGGUCGUUUCAGGGGAUACUUGCAGUGCUCUCGCAGCCACUUACAGUCUCUCGGAAGACGAUAUAGAGAGCUACAAUGACGACACAUGGGGCUGGAUGGGCUGUUCUGAUCUACAAGUUGGUAAUAAUAUAUGUCUCAGCACAGGAUCGCCACCCAUGCCUGCACCAAUCGCCAAUGCAGUUUGUGGACCACAAGUUCCAGGUACAGUGACCGUACCUUCGGGAACCAAUCUAUCUACACUGAACGAAUGCCCACUCAACGCUUGCUGCGACAUAUGGGGUCAAUGUGGAACAACAGAUGAAUUCUGUACGAUUACCAAAUCACCGACUGACGCCCCCGGUACAGCAGCGGCGGGKACAAAUGGCUGCAUAUCCAAUUGCGGUACGAACAUCGUCGAGGGAGAUGCCCCUAGUCAAUUUAGGAAGAUUGCCUACUUCGAAGGAUUUGAUCAAACACGUCCUUGUCUAAGCAAUCCAGUGACAUCACUAUACGGUAGUGACUACACGCAUAUUGUUCUCGCAUUUGCCGGUAUUACCCCCGACUUUCAGAUUAAUGUCUCGACAAUCUCGACCCAGCUCAACGAAUUCAAGGAAUUGGAUGGUAACUUCAAGAAGAUAGUUUCCAUUGGUGGAUGGGACUUCUCAACCUCACCAUCUACUUACAAUAUAUUCAGAGAGAUAAUGGCAGAAGAAAACCAGGACGCUUUUAUUACAAGCAUAAUCUCAUUUGUGCAGGAGUACGAUCUUGACGGGAUCGAUUUUGACUGGGAAUACCCUGGAGAACCGGAUAUACCCGGUAUCCCCGCUGGAAGUGUGGCUGACGGCACGAAUUAUUUCCUCUUUCUAGUUACACUAAAAUAUGAACUCGAUAUUCAAGUACCUGGAACGACCAUCUCAAUUGCCGCACCAGCAUCUUAUUGGUACCUACAAAACUUCCCUAUCCAGGCCAUUUCAACUACAGUAGACUGGAUCAUUUUCAUGACCUACGAUCUUCAUGGCCAAUGGGACUAUGGUAAUGCCAACGCGCAACCCGGCUGCUCGGCCGGCAACUGUUUGAGAUCUGAUGUGAACUUGACUGAGACGGUCAAUGCACUUUCUAUGAUCACAAAAGCAGGAGUACCAUCGUCCCAAGUUGUUGUCGGCGUCACAAGCUAUGGAAGAAGCUUCCAAAUGACUACUGCAGGCUGUUAUACUGAGAUGUGCACGUAUACGGGUCCUGCGUCUGGAGCUUAUCCCGGGUCUUGUACAAACACCGCGGGAUACCUUGCCAACGCAGAAAUUGCAUACGCGAAUUCAACCGGGACAAAUGUUCUUCAGACCACAGAUUCUGAAAGUUACGUUGAUAUUUUGGUGUGGGAUGACACUCAAUGGGUCUCCUGGAUGUCCGAUUCAAACAAAGCGGUCCGAACAUUAUUUUAUCAGGAUCUCAAUUUUGGUGGUACGACGGACUGGGCCGUUGACCUUCAAGGAACGGCCGACACUAUUACAGGCCAGUGCAAGUCUCUGGAUCAAACUGACACAGGAUUUCCUACCUGCAUACCACUCAAUCCAGACACAGGCUGUAUUGCUGGCACUGCGGGUGAUGUCAGCUCCGAAUACGAAUUUCUCUGUGAGUUCAGCUGCCAGUAUAAUUACUGCCCGGAGCCAUUUUGCACUUGCACCCAGAAUGGGACGCUUUUAGAGCAGCCUACCGAAACCACAGGUUCCUUCUGUCCCGUCUCGACUCUAGAUAGCAGCUACCAGCCCCUUUGCUCCUUUGAUUGUGGUCUCGGAUACUGCCCAGAUGCCUAUUGUGUGACCUCAUCUGAUGAAGAAAUGUGCAUCAAUGAUCCAUACACUGGGGCGAUAUUUGUAGAGGAAUUUAACUCAGACUCGAGUUGCGCUGAGCUAAUAGGAUAUCAAACUAUGCAAACUUACUAUUGGAACGAUGUCGAUACUACCACGGCAUUCACGAAUUAUCUCAAUUCGUAUAAAGAUGACGGCGACUUUAUUGCAGAGUUUGCAGCUCAACUUCAGAUGGAAAAUGGAUUCUCAGAUUGUGGAUCUAUUAGCGAUACCUGUGAGAUUCCAGACUGUACCCUAUCCACGGCCGGUACGGGCUGGAAGUAUUGUGUUUUGGUAUCAAUUGGUAACCUGAACAAGUUGCUCGCGAAAAUCCACGAUGCGGUCCAGAAUAUGCCGGCCAACUUCAGCACACGUGCUGACACGAUUUAUUCUACAUUCMCCUGGCCCCCUGCCACAGACGAGAGCCUACUCUUGACCGAGCUCAUGACUGGAAUAAGCACUGGUAUUUCGGUACUGUCUACGCUAACCGGCGAUGAUGUUGUCGCUGCAGGCGGCGCAUUCAUAGGCGGAAUGAUCUCUGAAGGAAUGGCUGCUGCUCAGUCGAGUGCCACGACAGCAAACAACCUGUCUAUCUCUGCGUCAAAAUGGGCAGAAGGUUUCAACGACCAAAUGGACAAUAUAUGGAGCUAUACUAUCGCUAAUGGCAACGUAUCAAUGAUCUCUCUUUUUGAGAACGGCGCCUUUUUAAGAGAAGAGACGAUGCCACUUAUCAGCACUGACAACAACACAUUAGUGACCACUGAUACAAUAUCAACCGACCUGAACUACGUCUGGGAUGCUUCGAUUGUCAACACACUGUGGAACCAAAGCUCGGUUUUCCUAUACUGCUAUCCAAUGAGUGAGGAUGAAUGUAUGAUCCGUGUCAUCCUCCUUGUUUUCCCUGUGUCUCAUGAACUAAUGGACCUUCCAAUGGAAGUCAAUAGCAAUAGUGGAAAAUACCCCACGGAUCUUCAGGCCUGGGUCAGUCAGGAUUCUGGCUACGGAUGCUAUCUUCAAGGAAUUAGUGACUACAACGUUAUAUACACAUAUGGCUUKCCCCCYGGUUAUGAUCAACUCGGGGGAUAUCGAUUCACUGCUAUAGAUGUUAUUCAAAGCAGUUACGCCAGUUUUGUCAAGGGCGGUUUUAACUACCAGCCUGCCGUAGACAAUACAGUUCAAUCGGUUCUGGCAUUGUCGAGCACAGCUGUGACAAGUACUGCAAUAUACACAAUGGCAGGAACUUUUACGCUCCCUAUUUGUGACCCCUCGGGUUCAUGGUCAAUGGAUGAUUUUUACACCAAUAUGAAUUACACCGGAUACGGUUAUACAGCCAGGUGA